Messenger RNA from Schistocerca piceifrons (Central American locust), 1015 nucleotides. RefSeq names its product charged multivesicular body protein 5 (gene Vps60). Gene Ontology annotation, biological process: late endosome to vacuole transport via multivesicular body sorting pathway; vesicle budding from membrane. The coding region runs from base 126 to 791 and encodes 221 amino acids. The transcript is spliced from 5 exons. The record is from RefSeq and is a predicted model, not a curated record. Gene Ontology annotation, cellular component: multivesicular body. Lineage: Eukaryota; Metazoa; Arthropoda; Insecta; Orthoptera; Acrididae.
AUCUGUGUUACUAAAUACUUUGAAUUCGCAUGACUGUGAGCUGGAAAUUGUGACAUUUGUAGGGGGAUUUUGUUGUUAUUUGGAGAAUAGUAGUCGCUCGUCGUUACACCAAAAAAAAAAGAAAAAUGAAUAGGUUGUUCGGGAAAGGAAAACCGAAAGAGCCCCCACCAAAUUUGACUGACUGUAUAGCUGGCGUUGAUAGCAGAGCGGAAUCAGUUGAAAAGAAAAUAGCUCGACUUGAUCAGGAACUAGUGAAAUAUAAAGACCAGAUGAAGAAAAUGAGAGAAGGGCCAGCAAAAAAUUCAGUUAAGCAGAAAGCAUUGAGAGUGUUGAAGCAGAAAAAAAUGUACGAACAGCAAGUGGACAACUUGAGACAGCAGGCGUUCAACAUGGAACAGGCCAAUUAUGCAACUCAGACACUGAAAGACACUCAUGCCACUGUGGCAGCCAUGAAGGCCGGUGCAAAGCAAAUGCAGAAGGAGUUCAAGAAGCUCAACAUUGAUGAAAUUGAGGAUGUGCAAGACGAUAUGGCAGACCUGUUGGAUCAAGCGGAAGAAGUGCAGGAGGCUCUGGGACGUUCAUACGGCAUGCCCGAGAUUGAUGACGACGAAUUGGCUGCCGAGUUGGACGCUUUGGGUGACGAAAUAGCUCUCGACGAUGACACUUCCUAUCUCGAUGAUGCAGUCAAGGCCCCGACUGCUCCAGAUAAGGAACCCGGAGCUGACAGUUUGCGGAACAAGGAUGGUGUACCUGUGGAUGAAUUUGGUCUGCCUCAAAUACCUGCAUCAUAACUUUGUGAUGUCACUUGUAAACUGUGCACGUUACUUCCAAAAGAACUUAUGAACGUUUCUUGAUAUGUGAGACAGCCAUAAUGAUCGUUACAAUUAAGCAAUAUCAGCCACUCUGAAUUUGUUCAUGUGGUGAUGCCUCCUGCUAAAUAUCAGAAAGUAUAGUUGCUUGUUCUAACCAUAAAUUAAAGAGCAUUUUGAUAUGAUGACGGUUACAAACUAUGAAA